UUGCGCGCUUUAUCUGAUAAUUAACCACAAGUUACCCUCAAAACUUACCAUGGAACAAAAAAAAGAAGCAAACCUACCUUUUGACUGGGGCAUACUUGAGAAUGAAUGGUUUUUUCCCCUUUUUAUAAGGAGGAAGUAUUAGUCCCAAAACCAUCUUACUGCAAUAUAUGUGCAGAAGGAAAGAGGAACAGAAACAAAGGAAGGCUAUGGCUCAUGAGAACAAGAUACUAAUAAUUGGAGCAACUGGGUAUCUAGGAAAAUUCAUGGUGAAGGCAAGCGUAUCAAUGGGCCAUCCGACUUACGCUUAUGUUCGCCCAAUCAAACCAGAUUCCGACCCUUCCAAGCUAAAGACACACGAGGAAUUUAGAUCCAUGGGAGUCUCUGUGUUCCAAGGUGAGUUAGAUGACCACGGAAGGCUUGUUUCAGCUCUGCGACAAGUAGAUGUUGUCAUUUCUACAGUCGGAGUUCCUCAAUAUCUUCACCAACUCAACAUAAUUAGUGCUGUGAAAGAAGUUGGCACUAUAAAGAGAUUUGUACCCUCCGAAUAUGGAAAUGAAGUGGAUAGAGUAAGCGGGCUCCCGCCGUUUGAAGCUCUGUCCGAGAGGAAGAGGAAAAAAAGGAGGGCAACAGAAGCAGCAGGACUAUCAUACACUUAUGUUUCUGCAAAUUCAUUUGCAGCAUACUUCAUUGAUUACUUUCUCCAUCCACGCGAGUCGCGCGACAAUGUCGUAGUUUAUGGUACUGGUGAAGCCAAAGCGGUGCUGAAUUAUGAAGAAGAUGUGGCUGCGUACACCGUUAAAGCAGCCACAGAUCCAAGAACAGCCAAUAGUGUCGUUAUCUGCAGGCCCUCAAACAACAUUGUCUCUCAACUAGACCUCAUAUCUAUGUGGGAGACAAAGACGGGACACACUUGCGAAAAAGUUUAUGUUCAUGAGGAUGAGCUCAUCAAACUCACCCAGACUUUACCCUACCCAGAAAACAUUCCGGCGGCAGUGCUACACAAUAUAUUCAUUCAGGGAGAUCAAAUGAGCUUUGAAUUAAGUGGUGAUGAUUUGGAGGCAUCAAAGCUAUACCCUGAUUACAACUACACUUGCGUCGAUGGAAUCCUUGAUAUUUGCUUGGUCAAUCCUCCAAAACCCAAAUUAGCAACAUUAGCAUGACUACCCUUUCAAUAUUAAUUCCUAGCUAAAUGUCAAUGUUAUUGUGUUUAAUCCUUUGUUUAAUGAACAUUUGCUUGGACUUUGGUUUUA
Molecule: messenger RNA, 1250 nt
Organism: Tripterygium wilfordii
Lineage: Eukaryota; Viridiplantae; Streptophyta; Magnoliopsida; Celastrales; Celastraceae
Product: isoeugenol synthase 1-like
Exons: 5
Coding region: 168-1160 (330 amino acids)
Molecular function (GO): oxidoreductase activity
Source: RefSeq, a predicted model, not a curated record